UAUGGAUGUUGGGGGGUGCAACCAAACUCCUCAGUAAUGCAUCUUUCUCUCUUUCAAUUCCAGAUUUUCAGAAGAGCUGAUAAAAAUGAUGAUGGGAAGCUGUCCCUGGAGGAGUUCCAGGCCUUUUUUUCCGACGGGACGCUCAAUGAGGAGGAACUCGAGAAUCUCUUCCACACCAUCGACUCAGACAACACAAACAAUGUGGACACGAAGGAGCUGUGUGACUAUUUUGCCAAUCACAUGGGAGACUACGAAGAUGUCCUGGCCUCACUGGAGACCCUGAACCUCUCCAUCCUGAAGGCAAUGGACUACACCAAGCGCGUGUAUGAAAGCGGCAGCAAUAUGGACCAGUUUGUCACCCGGUUCCUGCUGAAGGAGACAGCCAACCAGACCCAGUCACUGCUGAGCUCGGUGGAGAGCGCCGUGGAUGCCAUUGAUGAGCAGACCAACCCCUGCAGGCAGUGCCCUGGCCCAGCCGGCCUCACGCUGACAGAGUCCUGGUAUGACAGCCCUGUGCCAAGCUUCGCACCCCCUGGCCGGAUGGUGCCCCGGGGCCACGGGAAGAGCAGCCAGAGCGGUGCUCCCAAGCCCAGGCAGGACGGGCUGGAGGGGCAGAUCGGCAGGCUGGCCGCACUCAUUGGCAGGCUGGAGGACAAGACUCUCUGGUUUGACCUGCACCAGCGGCUGUCAGAUAGCGAGAGCACAGCUUGCACGUACCUCCUUCUGGUACGGGACGAGAUGACGGUGUCACACAAGCACUUGGGAGAGUUCUGCAGCUCCCUGAAGCAGUACCUGAAAAGCGUGGCUGGGGAGCGAGACUGCUUCCAUGUCACUGCAGUCAAGCUGCCCGACGGAGUCACCUUCAUCGUCUAUGAGUUUUGGGAGACCGAGGAGGACUGGAAGAGGCACCUGCAGAGUGCCACCUGCAAAGGCUUCCAGCAUGUCAAGGUGGAUGCGCUGAGCCAGCCUGAGGCCAUCUCCAGCGUGGCUGUGCCAGCUGCCUGGUGCACCCUGAGCCAAGACUGACCGUGCAGGGACCUGGCUGCGCCCCCCACCUCCUGCCAGGCACUGUCCCCCCCAUUGUGUUGGCCAGAGGGGAGUGUGAUUGUCACCUGUCUGCAGCAAAGGAACUCCUCUUGUCCCCCAUCAGCAGCACC
Molecule: messenger RNA, 1157 nt
Organism: Meleagris gallopavo (turkey)
Lineage: Eukaryota; Metazoa; Chordata; Aves; Galliformes; Phasianidae
Source: RefSeq, a predicted model, not a curated record